Messenger RNA from Clupea harengus (Atlantic herring), 1398 nucleotides. RefSeq names its product gap junction alpha-8 protein-like. Lineage: Eukaryota; Metazoa; Chordata; Actinopteri; Clupeiformes; Clupeidae. The record is from RefSeq and is a predicted model, not a curated record. Gene Ontology annotation, biological process: gap junction-mediated intercellular transport; cell-cell signaling. Gene Ontology annotation, molecular function: gap junction channel activity. The transcript has 2 exons. Bases 61 to 1398 code for a protein of 445 amino acids. Gene Ontology annotation, cellular component: connexin complex.
GGUUUCCCUCUCCUCUCCUUCUUGUUCUUCUCUCCUCCUCUGCAGCUCUGAAAUCCAACCAUGGGUGACUGGAGCUUCUUGGGAAACAUUCUAGAGGAAGUGAAUGAGCACUCCACUGUGAUUGGUCGGGUGUGGCUGACCGUGCUCUUCAUCUUCCGCAUCCUCAUCCUGGGCACAGCGGCGGAGUUCGUGUGGGGCGAUGAGCAGUCGGACUUCGUGUGCAACACGCAGCAGCCCGGAUGCGAGAACGUCUGCUACGACGAGGCCUUCCCCAUCUCGCACAUCCGCCUGUGGGUGCUGCAGAUCAUCUUCGUGUCGACGCCGUCGCUGGUCUAUGUGGGCCACGCCGUGCACCACCUGCACAUGGAGGAGAAGCGCAAGGAGCGCGAGGAGGCCGCCGAGCUCCUGAGCCGCCCGAUGGAGGCCACGGAGGACCGCCCUCCCUUGGCGCCCGACCAGGGAAGCGUCCGCACCACCAAGGAGACCAGCGCCAAGGGCAGCAAGAAGUUCCGGCUGGAAGGCACGCUACUGCGCACCUACAUCUGCCACAUCAUCUUCAAGACGCUGUUCGAGGUGGGCUUCGUGGUGGGCCAGUAUUUCCUGUACGGCUUCCGGAUCCUUCCGCUGUACCAGUGCAGCCGCUGGCCCUGCCCCAACACGGUGGACUGCUUCGUGUCUCGGCCCACUGAGAAAACCGUCUUCAUCCUCUUCAUGCUGGCCGUGGCCUGCGUCUCACUCUUCCUCAACUUUGUGGAGAUCAGCCACCUGGGCCUGAAGAAGAUCCGCCUGGUCUUCCGGAAGCCUCCGCGGGGCCAGGGGGAAGGGGAGGGGGAUGGAGAGGGUGGACCGCUGACCCAGAGGGGCCUGCCCUCCAUCGCCUCCCCCAUCCUGCGGUCCAAAGGGUACCGGCUGCUGGAGGAGGAGAGGGCCACGCCUCACUACUACCCCCUGACGGAUGUGGGUAUGGAGGCAGGGAGGGUGCCAACAUCUCUGCUGCUGCUGGAGAGAGCCUGCCAGGCUACCACAUCAGUGCCCACUGAAGACGUCUCCAAAGUCUACAACGAAACACUGUCGUCUUAUGCCCAGACCACUGAGUUAUUUGAAGAGAUCCUGGAGGAGGAAGAGGAAGAGGAGGAUGAGGAGGAGCAGGUGGCACAGGCAGAGGGUUUAGGAGGCAUGGCAGCAGAAGGACAGGAGGGAGGGGAAGUGCCAGGGCUUCUGUCACCGGACCCCGUGGAAGACUUCACCGGGGAGAUACCGGAGGUUGCUGAUGAGGUGGACGGGAGAGUGACGGAGGUCGUGUCGGAGGUCGUAACCCUACAGACAAACUCAGAGGAUCUAGAGGGGCUGAUCUGGGAGAUCCGGAAUGACCUGCCUGACGAGACGGGCACAGUCUAA